AAAACAAAAUGACCGACAAAAAACGCACGCCUCGGGCCCGCACGACGCCGCCCGACGCGCUCGCGCUUCCGCACGUCACCGAGGCCAUUGCGAUGUGCUUGGACAACCAGGCGGACUUUAGCAGCUUCCUCCACUCGGUGCCACGCUCGCUCUGGACGCUGGCGCUCACGGCCUUUCUCGACUGCAGCACGACAGCGCCGCAUUGGGUCUACGCCAACUGGCCGUGCAUUGUGCUGCGCGACAUGGACUUGUCGCCUUCGGUCUGGACGCUGCUCGCGGCGACGCUGCCGCUGCGUCCACGCAUCGAACUCCAGUUUGCGAUCCAGGACGCAGCGCGACUGACAUCGCUCGUUGCCGUCCUCGGCCCUGCGCUCAGCAGCGUCAUUCUCUUUUUCUCCCGCGGCUGCAUGGUCCAAGGCCGAGGCCAAGCGAUCAGCAACCUCCUCUUGCAGCGCUGCCCACGUCUGCGCCAAGUGUCGAUCUCGGUCAUUUCUUGUUCCGAGAACGAGGCCGUCGAGCUCAACGAUCUGCUCGCUGUCGUCGCCCACCCGCAUGUCCGCGACUUCGACCUCGAGCUCGCAACCGCGACACCACGACUCGGGCAUCACUUGGCCGCAUGGCUCUCGACAGCACCGGCGACGAAGCUCCGAUUGGUUGAUGUCGCCCAGAUGGACCACGAUGCUGUCAUCGCGUUCUGCAAAGCGCUCCAAGCCAGCACGACGCUGCGAGAGCUCACCAUGUACAACACACCUGCCCUCGGUGGCUUCCACGGCCGCACGCUUCCAGUGUCCCUGAAGCGCUUUGAGUGGAAUGUGAGCUCGAACGUGGUUGUCGACGCCGCAACGCUGACGGACCUCGCGACUGCCGUCGGGCCCACGCAGCUCGAGCGUCUCGAGUGCAGCGUCUUUGGCCAGUUGGCGACAUGCCCGGCGGCGGCGCCAAUGCUAUCGCAACUGCAGUCCCUUGUCGUCUCCAGGUUGCACGUCGAUAACAUGCUGGCAUUGAUCGCGGGCUUGUCGUCGGUCCCGGCGCUGACGUCUCUUGAUCUUCGCCAUUGCAACCUCUUGUUGUCGACGGAGCUGCUCAUGGAGACGCUUGCGAUGACGUGCAUGCAUCUCGAGACGCUGCGCGUCAGCGAUCAGCAGUCGACGCACGAUGGGGCCACCGCUGUUCUCUCGGGCGUGUUGCAAUUGCCACGCUUGACGACGCUGGACCUCUGGAUGCCUCUGCUGGAUGUGUUGCAUGUGCUUCCAGAGCUCGUUGCUGCGGGCCGCCACCUUCGCCGCCUCUCCUUGAUGAGCAUCGGGCGACCCAACUACAAAGUGGAGAAGCGCGCGAUCUACGAGGCGCUGGCGCAAGUCCCCAACGUCCCGUUUGUGCUUCAGACGUUGCCAAAAGACAUGGACAAGUUCGUGGUCGACGCGCUCAGUCGACGCGCCGAUCGUCGCCACCAUUGCGACUUGGCUCUCUGA
Molecule: messenger RNA, 1472 nt
Organism: Saprolegnia parasitica CBS 223.65
Lineage: Eukaryota; Oomycota; Saprolegniomycetes; Saprolegniales; Saprolegniaceae
Exons: 1
Coding region: 9-1472 (487 amino acids)
Source: RefSeq, a predicted model, not a curated record